UAUCAUACUUGAAUCGCCAUUCGAACUCUCAGUGCCUUAUUCCACGUGUGUGACCCCUUUCGCCGUUGCCCAGCUCAUCCACGUGCCGACAUGUUCCGAUCGAUUAUUUUUGUGACAUUGUUUGCGGUUUGUUUCGCCGGAAUCAUCCACCACCGGCAGGACGACGAAGAGGUUGCCGAAACGGAGCAUCAUCACAAUAUCGAGCACAAGCAUGCGACCUCCCACCAGAGCUUCAAGUUCCACCACUUCCAUGCCGUGCCGGUUUACGUGAAAAAGGAGGACCAGCAGUUCCUGAAGCACCCGGUCGAGGUGUCCGGUAUCAAGCAUAAUUUGAAGAUUGUCCACCCCGAAACCGAGCACCACCACGGUCACGGACUAACGCUGGAAAACCACAGCGAGUUUGACAGCAAGCUGCACGGAGGGCACGGAUACGAUCUGGGACAUGCCGGAUCGGAACAUAUCGCCCAGGACUACAGCCAAGAAUACGAGCACCACUACGGGGGCCACCAGCUGGAGGAACAGGACGACAGUUAAACUGGAACCACACUGGCUUGGAUUUACAAAAUUUUCUGCCAAAAGCUUGUCGGCGUUUGGCAUAUUCCUACGCGAAGAUUAAGGUGCCAGCAUGGUGGUGCCCCUCCAAGUUCCAGAUCGUUGUUAUCGUUCCGGUGAUGGCGUGAAAGGAAUCGUAAAUGUAUACAUGUGAUAUAGUCAGUUAUUCGAUAAGUAUUGCUCUGUUGUAUUAUUAUUAUACAUUAUUCGACUGAUGGAUAAUUCCAUUUUGAUUAGAUGAAACAUGUGUAGUUGAAAUCAUCCGUUGUUACAUUUUGUUUUUGUCAAUUAAUUUUGUUACAAAUGAAAGAGUAAAAAAAAAAUAAUAAAAGAUAUAAAUAAAAAAAC
Molecule: messenger RNA, 900 nt
Organism: Culex quinquefasciatus (southern house mosquito)
Lineage: Eukaryota; Metazoa; Arthropoda; Insecta; Diptera; Culicidae
Product: histidine-rich glycoprotein
Exons: 3
Coding region: 91-534 (147 amino acids)
Source: RefSeq, a predicted model, not a curated record